AUGUUGGCCUGCGCGCACGUUCUUUGCAGUGAUUGUUCAAAGGAUUACAUGCAAAGCUGCGCCAAAGAUAAGAAGAAGCCGCUUUGCCCCCAAUGCAAAGAACCGAUGGCUCGUCGAUCCACCGUCCAACCGGACUGGCUGAAGAAGUGUCCCCAGGAGUAUCUGGACCUCUCUGGCAGUAUGGUGGAGCAAGAGGAACUCCAAAUUGAUGACCAAGUCUUUUUCGAGAGUCAGCUACCGCGCGAUUCGAAGAAGAUUUCGCCGCGGAAUGUGAAGAAGAUUUCGCCGCGGCAUGUGAAGAAGGUCUCGCCGCGAGCUGCCAAGAAGGUUUCCCCGCGGGAUGUCAAGAAGCUUUCGCCGCGUGGGGUGAAGAAGGUCUCGCCGCGGGAUAUCAAGACUGUUUCGUCGCGCUACGGGACAUCGCAAAAAGUUGGCAGCCUUCUUGUUAAGGAAGAGCCGAAGGAUGAGAAAAAAGGAGAACCGAAGCACGCCAAAAACGAAGCGGUUAAGACCGCUAAAAACGAGGCCGUGAAGCUUGAUGCUAAAAAGUACGCUGAAGGCCACAAGGGGCUGACUGCUGCUGAGAAGUAUUGGGGGUACACCCUGCCGCCCGCGCCCAAAGAUUGCCAAGAAGAAGAAGAAGAUGAAGAGAAAGUCCUCAGCAAGGAGGAAUUCUACUUUAAGAAGCGUUGCGAAGACUACAAACAAAACAACCGGAAUUUCAUCAAUCUGCCGCCCCUCGUGCCGAAAGAAUGGCAAAAAGAAGAAGCUAAGGAAAAAGUCUCCAUCAAUGAAGAAAAUUUCGUCAAAAAGAGCGGUGAAGACUUCUAUCGCUCUCCUUCUACUCCUCUCCGUCCGCCGCCCGGCUUGCCGAAAGAAUGGCAAAAAAAAGAACCGCGAGAGAAAGUCUUCAACGCAGAAGAAUUCUGGCAGAAGAGCCGCCAAGACUUCUUCCGCCGCUCCCUCCCUCCGCCACCGGCCUUGCCGGAAUCUUGGCAAAAGGAAGAACCGAAGGAAAAGGGGACCGCCGAAGGCAACAAAGAGGCCUCUUCGCAAAAGACUUACUGGAAUUUCAAUUUGCCAUACGAUCCAAUCACCUCGGACGUUCCAUUCGACGACGUCAUCGAUCAAUGCCCUGCCCUCAAAGAAUACAUGGUUAAGAACCGUAGCGACCUCCGUAAAUGGAUGACCGGCCAGCUCCUCCAUCGCUACAAA
Messenger RNA from Mesorhabditis spiculigera, 1215 nucleotides. NCBI's taxonomy places the organism in Eukaryota, Metazoa, Nematoda, Chromadorea, Rhabditida, Rhabditidae. The record is from the annotation of a GenBank genome assembly.